This is a messenger RNA of Phytophthora sojae, 1539 nucleotides long. RefSeq names its product homeobox and AraC-type helix-turn-helix domain-containing protein. The record is from RefSeq and is a predicted model, not a curated record. The transcript has 2 exons. The coding region runs from base 1 to 1539 and encodes 512 amino acids. NCBI's taxonomy places the organism in Eukaryota, Oomycota, Peronosporomycetes, Peronosporales, Peronosporaceae.
AUGGCGAAGAAGGAGUUCCACAAGGUCUACAAUGCGCAGGCCAGGCACGGCCGCAUGCCCACGCAGACGCAGAUCCUGCUGGCCACCAUGGGGCUGGCGGCGCUGCUGCUGCUACUGGAGCUCUCCAUGCUGCGCGGCAGCGACGACCUGCCGCCCGCCUACCUGGACGCGGCCAUGGAGGAGGGCGACGAGUUCUACCCGGACGAGAUCCUGCAGUCCGCGUUGGCGGACAACGUGGACGAGGCCGACCUGGUGCACCUCAGUCUGCUGCACGAGGCCUGCCUCACCCACAAGGACAGCGUCGUGCCCUGGACCUACGGACUCAACGGCGAGGUGACCAAGCCCAGCAUGCUCAUUGACAGAGACGACCCGGAUCUGCUGGAGAAGAUGCGACAGUGCCCCGACGUGGACAUCUUCCUGCCGCUGGGCAUCCGCGGCCACGGAUACUGCGAGGACUCCAUCGCCUACACCAAAUUUCUGGAGUCGCGGUUGCUGCCCGCGUGGGCGAUUGAGAUGAAGUACGUGGACAAGAAGACGGGCGAGACGUUCUCGUACCACGACCUGUGCCCGAAGACGCCUAUGAUCUUCUUCAACCACUACUGGGAUGGAAUCCCGGACUCGCCCGACUGGCCGGCGUCGAAACCACUGUACCUGAUGCCGAAUAUUGAAAUGUACGAGCUGAAGGCCGAACACUACUGGGGAGUGGACGUCGUGCUGUGCAAGACGGCCAUCUGCGCUCGCCGAGUGCGGCUCUGGUACCAACAGGAGGGCAACCCGCGCAAUACGAAGGUGCUCUACACGAGACAUACGUCGUCGGAUGUUGCAGCAUUGGCUAGGAAUCGACUGGGGGAAGAAUCGAUCAAGCCCAAGAAUUGGUCCGAUGUCCAGUUUAUCCAUGCUGUCGGCACCAGUGUGCAGAAAGGAACCAAGCCGGUGCUCAAUUGCUGGCUGGGGCGCCCAGACUUCCCACCGCUGCAUAUAUACAUGCAAGAGGACGUCUACAACGGCAACAUCAAGGGCUUCUACGGCGACAAGAUUAAAGGCUCACAGGUGAAGCUACACCUCGGCCGCGCCAGCGCAAACGACUUCGGCAAGAUGAUAGCUGAGUCAGCCUUCUUCAUGUGCACAAGCUUGCAAGAAGGGUACGGCCACUACAUCAACCAGGCGCGAGCGAGCGGCGCGGUUAUUGUAUCGACUGACCUGCCGCCGAUGAACGAGUUUUUGAACUCCAGAUCGGGCGUGCUGAUUCCAGUCUCGCGCUGGGCAUUUAAGGAGCAGAUGCUUGGCGGGAAAUACGAAGGAGAGCACGGUCUUAAAGGCGUGGAGGGUUUUACGGCUGAUCUAGGUGGCCCUGAAGUAUGCGCUGCAGUAGAGAAGGUCUUGGCCAUGACCCCAAACGAGCGCAAGGCAAUGGCGGCCCAGGCCAAGAAACAAUACUUCAUCGACUUGAACUUCUUCGCGUCCAAGAUGAACGAGCUGAGGGAGCUUGUGCGCGGGGGUGAGCCUCCUCGGUUACGCAAGGGGGAAGACGCCAAAUAG